AUGCUGUUCGCAAUCUGUAAAUCUUGCCAAUAUUGCCUGGAGACAAUAUAUUGGAAGUGCUGUGAAGAAAGAUUUUGCUUCGACAAGAAAAUAGCUGCAUACAAGCUAGAAGAAAACACGCACCACAGCAAUGGUUACUCGAACAUGGGCGCCAGUCUAGACAGUGUAGUCACACAACAGCCCAUAAACAACAACCACUUACCACCAACUGCCAUCGUUGGGAGAGAGAUCAACGAAUUACCUCUACAUGCAGACAAAUUGUACGAGGUAUUCUCAAAAUCCCUAAUAUUCAGAGACGACCAAGAAUUGAAAUCGGCAAGCACGAACACUCUAGAUGAAUUCGAAACGAAAUCUGAACCAGAUUAUUUAGCAGAUAAGCCAAACAGGACCAAAGUAUAUUUUGAAGAUGAAGUCGACUCACCAGUUACAGAUUUCGAAAUCAUGUUCAAAGACGAACUAUUGGCAUCGUACGAUAUGUUCAAAAUUGAAGAAGAGGAAGAAGACACAAAGAGCCAAGAUACAGAAGAAGGAUUGGUUAUGAAUGUAUCCGUUAAAAAGCAAGAUGUUAUAAAACCGAGCACGGUCACUUUGAAAGACGAAGAUAAAAUAACGAAGCAAACUCCAGUGUACGAAUACGACCCAGUGUCUGUCCUAACUCUGCCUUCGACUCUUGUACUGCCCAGAGUGGAGAGCGUUAAAGGCAUCCUUAGAACGAACAGCGCUAGAACUCUGGAGAGAAUAGACAGUCCUAAUAGAUUAAGACCGUCAUUGAGUAGAGUGGAUAGUCUUAAGAGUAUAGAUCCAAAUAAAAUUAACAAGGUGCUAGCAAGAGUACCGCAUAGAAGUGCGUCUUUCUUGAACAUUCCUGCGUACUUAGCUCCGGAGAAACCACCGCUGAUGAAGAGUAAAUCAACCGUGGGGGUGCCAUCUCUAUCCGAGAGCGAGUUAAAAUUGAGUUCGUUACCAGAUACUCCUAUAAUCAAAAGCAACAAUUUGCCAAGAUUUUUCGCUGCGGAUACACCGCCGCCUAUGCCUAUAUACAAAGGAGAGAGUUUACAAAGUAUCAAACAAAAAACAGCGCUUAUGUUUAAAGAAAACGAUUACAGUAUGCCUAGAUAUUACGGUACGAUCAAAUCUGCUGAACCGUUGCCAGUUCACGAGAGUAAGUCUAUGCCUGAUUUGCGAAACCCUAACUCUACAGGAAAGGUUAGUAAACGAUUGGUUAAGUUAAGAAGCAGACUGAAGCCACUAGUUAUAAGGAAGAGUUCGGAAGAACGAUUGUAA
This is a messenger RNA of Leptosia nina, 1284 nucleotides long. Lineage: Eukaryota; Metazoa; Arthropoda; Insecta; Lepidoptera; Pieridae. The record is from the annotation of a GenBank genome assembly.